Messenger RNA from Hemiscyllium ocellatum (epaulette shark), 2004 nucleotides. Its product is annotated as long-chain-fatty-acid--CoA ligase ACSBG2-like. The transcript has 13 exons. Gene Ontology annotation, cellular component: endoplasmic reticulum; membrane. Lineage: Eukaryota; Metazoa; Chordata; Chondrichthyes; Orectolobiformes; Hemiscylliidae. The record is from RefSeq and is a predicted model, not a curated record. Gene Ontology annotation, molecular function: long-chain fatty acid-CoA ligase activity. The coding region runs from base 1 to 2004 and encodes 667 amino acids.
AUGGCGAAGAAGAUGUUCUUGUACCUGUUGUUAUGUCCAAAACAGUAUCCUACUAAACUGGCUCCUGCAACUCAGUAUUGGACCACAUCGCGGGAUGGUGCAGUUCAGCUCCGAAUGGAGGAGGAUGCUGCUGAAUCGCCCCUAACUGUUGACCAAAUGUUUAAUCAGUCAGUGGCAAGUUAUGGUAACCAUAUAGCUCUUGGUUUCUCUCUGAGAAAUCAUUGGGAAACACUAACUUAUUCUCAGUAUUACAAAGAAUGUAGAAAAGCAGCAAAAAGCUUCCUUAAGCUAGGUCUCCAACGUUUCCAUGGAGUUGGCAUCCUGGGAUUCAACUCUCCAGAGUGGUUUAUCGCAUAUAUAGGGGCAAUUUUAGCAGGUGGCUUGGCUGUUGGGAUUUAUGCAACAAAUUCUCCAGAAGCAUGCAGACAUGUGGCAGAUCACUGUGAGGCUGAUGUUCUGGUGGUGGAGCACCAUCACCAACUGCUGAAAGUUCUGCAGAUUGCACAUCAGUUGCCUCACCUUAAAGCGAUUGUUCAGUACAAAUAUGCAGUGGAAGAACACCAACCAAAUAUUUUUAGCUGGAAGAAAUUUCUGGAACUUGGGAAAAGUAUUUCGGAUGGAGAGUUGGACGAAAUUAUUGAGUCUCAGAAUGCCAACCAAUGUUGCACACUAAUCUACACUUCUGGAACAACAGGAGUCCCUAAAGCAGUGAUGCUUAGCCACGAUAAUAUGACGUGGACAGCUAAGACAGCAGGGCAGAUGGUGGGUCUUCAACAUGCUAGAAAAGUACAAGAAAGAGUUGUCAGUUUUCUUCCAGUGAGUCAUAUUGCAGCACAGAUGAUGGAUAUCUGGAUUCCAAUGAAGUUUGGAGCUGCAACUUACUUUGCACAGCCAGAUGCACUCAAGGGUACAUUAUUGAACACUUUAAGAGAAGUACGUCCCACAGCCUUUUUAGGUGUACCUCGUGUUUGGGAGAAAAUAGAGGAAAGGAUGAAAGAAACUGGUGCUGAAUCAUCUGCUUUGAAAAGAAGUAUAGUUAGGUGGGCGAAGGGUCUUGGCCUGCAAACAAGUUAUAAUAUGAUGCACGGAGUUACAACACGGCCCUGUGGAUACACCUUGGCAAAUGUUCUGGUAUUUAAGAAAGUUCGUGUUUUAUUAGGCCUGGACCAAUGUACUAAGUGCUUUACAGGAGCGGCACCCAUUACCAAAGAAACACUGGAAUUCUUCCUAAGUCUUCGCAUCCCAAUUUUUGAGCUUUAUGGAAUGAGCGAGAGUACUGGUCCACACACUGUCUCUCAUCAAGACUUCUUUCGAAUUACAAGCUGUGGAAAGGAGAUGACGGGAUGCAAAACUAAACUUGACAAACUAAAUGAAGAAGGGAGUGGAGAAAUAUGUUUUUGGGGAAGACAUAUCUUCAUGGGAUACCUGAAUAUGCCUGGACAGACUAAAGAAGCUUUAGAUGAAGCGGGUUGGUUGCACUCAGGAGACUUGGGAAAAAAAGAUGAAGACGGAUUUCUUUAUAUCACUGGCAGAAUAAAAGAGUUGAUCAUUACAGCUGGCGGAGAGAACAUAGCUCCAGUCCCCAUUGAGGAUGCUGUUAAGGCAAAGCUUCCUAUCAUUAGCAAUGCUAUGCUUGUUGGUGAUAAAAGGAAAUUCCUCUCCAUGCUUCUCACUUUGAAGUCUUACAUGGAUGAUCAAACGGGAGCCCCAUUAGAUAAGUUGGCUCCGGCAGCUAUUGCAUUUUGCCGUAGGUAUGGAUGCUCAGCCAAUACCGUGUCAGAUGUGCUAAAUGUAAAUGAUCCUAUAAUUUACAAAGCCAUUCAGAAUGGAAUUGACGCUGUCAAUAAAGAUGCUAUAUCUAAUGCUCAGAAAAUUCAAAAGUGGAUCAUUUUGGAAAAAGACUUCUCGAUUAUUGGAGGAGAAUUAGGUCCAACAAUGAAAUUGAAAAGAGGUGUUGUUUUGAAAAUGUACAAAGAUAUAAUUGAAUCAUUUUAUUUCGAAUGA